Molecule: messenger RNA, 767 nt
Organism: Panicum virgatum (switchgrass)
Lineage: Eukaryota; Viridiplantae; Streptophyta; Magnoliopsida; Poales; Poaceae
Product: 14 kDa proline-rich protein DC2.15-like
Exons: 1
Coding region: 86-481 (131 amino acids)
Source: RefSeq, a predicted model, not a curated record
GGCGCUUAGCAAUCGAGUUAUUUAGACCAGCCAGCUUAAUCACUCUGCUUCCUGCUUGUGGUCAAGCGAGUGUGUGGAUCGAGCAAUGGCAGGCAAGGCCUCAGUCGCGCUGUUCCUCGCCGUCAACAUGGUCGUGUUCGCCAUGGCCAGCGCCUGCGGCGGCAACUGCCCCACGCCGUCGACCCCGUCCACCCCAUCCACGCCAACCCCGACGCCGGCCUCCAAAGGCAAGUGCCCCCGCGACGCGCUGAAGCUGGGCGUGUGCGCCAACGUGCUGGGCCUCAUCAAGGCCAAGGUCGGCGUGCCGCCAGCGGAGCCCUGCUGCCCGCUGUUGGAGGGGCUCGUCGACCUCGAGGCCGCCGUGUGUCUCUGCACCGCCAUCAAGGGCAACAUCCUCGGCAUCAACUUGAACCUGCCCAUCGACCUCAGCCUCAUCCUCAACUACUGCGGCAAGACCGUUCCCACCGGCUUCAAGUGCUAAGCAUCCGGCCGCGUGGUCGCGAGUUUAUGCACGCGUGCGUUGAUCGUUUGAAUUUCUGGUGUGUUUGGCUAAUCUGCAUUCGUGGCGGUCUGCAUGCAUGCAUGGAUGGGUCUGCGCGCGCGCUCAUGCAUGCGUGUAUCGAUGAUCAGCUUCAUUUGGUUUCCGUUGCUUGAUCUAUUGUUCGUUUCCCGUGUACUAUCUAUCCAGUUUCCGUCGUUUUGUAUUCGUUAUGAGUGUAUGAAUAAAGUUUUUGCAUUGCAGUUGUUCACUGCACUGUGUCUCUGUA